CUCCACUCUGACUGCCAUCUUCUCUCGCCCGAGGUCUGCAUCCCGGUGCGCAACCACUCCAACAGGCACAGCAUGAGGUUCGGACAGCAGCUCAAGCAGUCGCUCAACAAGCAAUGGCUCUUCUACUAUAUCGACUAUGAGGGCCUCAAGGGCUCGCUGCGCGCCCACCGCGUGUGGGAUGACGCCACGGAGCAGGAAUUCAUCCGCCAGCUCGAGAAGGAGCUCGACAAGGUCUACACGUUCCAGCGCGUCAAGAGCGAGGAGAUUAUCCGCCGCAUCGCCGCCUCGGACAAGGAAGUGAACGACGCCGUGGUGCGCGCCCAGCAGCAGACGGAUGGCAGCGCCGACGCCUUCGACGACGACUUCGAGCUGCUCGAGGAGGACCUCAGCGACGUCAUCGCCGACGUGCACGACCUGGCCAAGUUCACGCAGCUCAACUACACGGGCUUCCAGAAGAUUAUCAAGAAGCACGACAAGAACACGAGCUGGGGGCUGAAGCCCGUCUUCGCCGCCCGCCUCAAGCACAAGCCCUUCUUCCAGGACAACUACGACUCGUACGUGGUCAAGCUGUCGCGCCUGUACGACAUUGUGCGCACCCGCGGCAACCCCGUCAAGGGCGACUCGUCGGCGGGCGGCAAGCAGCAGAACUUUGUGCGCCAGACGACAAAGUACUGGGUGCACCCCGACAACAUCGUCGAGCUGAAGCUCAUCGUGCUCAAGCACCUGCCCGUGCUGGUCUUCAACGCCAACAAGGAGUUCAACGAGGAGGACAGCGCCAUCACGUCCAUCUACUACGACAACACGGACACGUGGGAGCUGUACCAGGGCCGCCUGAAGAAGACCGAGGGCGCCGAGGCCAUCCGCCUGCGCUGGUACGGCGGCAUGUCCAGCGACACCAUCUUCAUCGAGCGCAAGACGCAUCGCGAGGACUGGACGGGCGAGGAGUCGGUCAAGGCGCGCUUCAAGCUCAAGGAGAAGAAUGUCAACGCCUUCAUGCGGGGUGAGCUGACGCCCGAGAAGGUGUUUGAGAAGGAGCGCCGCGAGCAGAAGAGGCCCGAGAAGGACAUUGCGUCCGACGAGCAGCUUGCCCGCGAGAUCCAGUACCGCGUCCUCACCCGCAGCCUCGUCCCCGUCACGCGCUCCUUCUACCACCGCACCGCCUUCCAGCUGCCCGGUGACGCCCGCGUGCGCAUUUCCCUCGACACGGAGCUCACCAUGACACGUGAGGACAACCUAGACGGCAAGAAGCGUGCAGGCAGCAAUUGGCGGCGCAUGGACAUUGGCGUCGACUGGCCCUUCAAGCAGCUCCCAGCAGAGGACAAGGAGAUGUUCCCCUACGCCGUGCUCGAAGUCAAGCUGCAGACCCAGGCUGGAGGGGAACCACCUCAGUGGAUUCGCGAUCUCACAUCCUCGCAUUUGGUCGAAGCCGUACCCAAGUUCUCCAAGUACAUCCACGGCACCGCCACCCUGAACCCCAGCAGGAUCAACCUGAUCCCGUACUGGUACCCGCAGAUGGACGUCGACAUCCGCAAGCCCGUUAGCCACAAGUUCGGCAUCGAGCGUCCGGGUGCGAGCAACGACAUCAGCACGAGUGGCAACCUCGACGACGACGACAGCGAGGACGACGACGCCGUGAUGGGUCUCCCAUACGCGGACGGCAACCACGACGACGACCAGCUUAGAAGGCUCCGCGAAGCUCGCGACGUCAUGGAGGAGAACGAGAUUGCCCGCACCCGCGCCUACGGCACCAUCACCAACGCGAACGACCCCAACACGCUCGACAUCGAAGAGCGCGUAGCUGCUGGCCGUAACCGCAGCGACGACUACCCCAUCUACGACUCAGACAGCGAAGACGAAGACGACGACUUUGAGGAAGCGAAACGAGCGGGCGGUCUCCGUUACGCACGCAAAUGGGUCGAGCGCAAGACUGUGAGCGUAGGCUCCGCGCUGAUGAACGGCUUCGUCGCCAUCGUCCCCAAACCCACGCCCACGGACGUCGGCGAGGGCGGCUUCUCCAGCAAGCCAGUCGGCGAGAUCAAGCGCUUCAAGGCCCCCAAGGGAAAACGUAUCCACGUCCCCGUCCGCGUCGAGCCAAAAGUCCAGCUCGCAACCGAGCGCACCUUCCUCUCGUGGCUGGAAUUCUCCAUCCUCAUCGGCUCCAUUGCCGCCACGCUGCUCAACUUCGGCGACGGCAUUGCGUUUGCGGCUGCCUGGGCGUUCACUAUCAUCGCCUGCUUGGCGUUGAUUUACAGCGCGGGUCUGUAUUUGUGGCGCGUGCGCAUGAUUAAGAGUCGUCGCGCUGUCGUGUAUCAUGAUAAGUGGGGGCCGACGCUGCUUUGCGUGGGCUUGUUUUGCGCGGUGGCGUUGAGCUUUGGGUUCCGGUUUGGGAAGGGCGGGUAUGAGGGUGGGUUGAAGGGGUAA
This is a messenger RNA of Dothidotthia symphoricarpi CBS 119687, 2421 nucleotides long. RefSeq names its product SPX-domain-containing protein. Gene Ontology annotation, biological process: vacuolar transport; polyphosphate metabolic process; microautophagy. Gene Ontology annotation, cellular component: fungal-type vacuole membrane; vacuolar transporter chaperone complex. The record is from RefSeq and is a predicted model, not a curated record. NCBI's taxonomy places the organism in Eukaryota, Fungi, Ascomycota, Dothideomycetes, Pleosporales, Dothidotthiaceae. The transcript has 3 exons. Bases 73 to 2421 code for a protein of 782 amino acids.